Pseudomyrmex gracilis is the source of this 782-nucleotide messenger RNA. It is a transcript of the gene RpS5a, whose product is annotated as 40S ribosomal protein S5. Gene Ontology annotation, biological process: ribosomal small subunit assembly; translation. NCBI's taxonomy places the organism in Eukaryota, Metazoa, Arthropoda, Insecta, Hymenoptera, Formicidae. The transcript is spliced from 3 exons. Bases 85 to 735 code for a protein of 216 amino acids. Gene Ontology annotation, cellular component: ribosome; cytosolic small ribosomal subunit. Gene Ontology annotation, molecular function: rRNA binding; structural constituent of ribosome; mRNA binding. The record is from RefSeq and is a predicted model, not a curated record.
AGUAAGCGUGCAAAAGAAGUAUAAAUCGGCAUCAUCGACCAAAUUUAUAGAAACAGGAGUUUAGAGUGAUCAUAAAAAUAAAAGAUGGAUGAAAAAGAGACAUUUGACGACAUGGUGGUAGCAACCACUACUACGUUGCCAGUAGCCAUGCCGGCUGAACUACCUGAGAUCAAAUUGUUCGGCCGUUGGAAUUGCGACGAUGUCCAAGUAAAUGACAUGUCUCUGCAAGAUUAUAUUGCUGUUAAAGAAAAAAAUGCCAAAUAUCUUCCACAUUCAGCGGGACGAUAUGCAGCUAAACGGUUUCGGAAAGCACAGUGUCCUAUUGUGGAACGUCUUACUAACUCUCUGAUGAUGCAUGGUAGAAAUAACGGAAAGAAGCUGAUGGCUGUCCGUAUUGUAAAACAUGCAUUUGAGAUAAUACAUCUUUUAACUGGCGAGAAUCCUUUACAGGUUCUUGUCACAGCUAUUAUUAAUUCCGGUCCACGCGAAGACUCUACACGUAUUGGACGUGCCGGAACGGUAAGGAGACAAGCUGUGGAUGUGUCUCCCUUGCGUCGAGUCAACCAGGCAAUUUGGCUUUUAUGUACGGGUGCGAGAGAAGCUGCAUUCCGUAACAUCAAGACGAUUGGAGAAUGCUUAGCUGACGAACUAAUUAACGCUGCAAAAGGUUCAUCUAACUCUUACGCUAUCAAGAAGAAAGAUGAAUUAGAACGUGUUGCUAAAUCCAAUCGAUAAAUAUUUUACACAUGUGAAAUUACAAAUAAAUGUUUUGUCUUUAAAUA